CGGGAGCUGGUGUCCCGCUCGCUGCACAGCGCGCAGCACUGCCUCGACAGCCGGGACUUCGGCACCGCCUACGCGCACUACCUCCUCGUGCUCAACCUAGCGCCCGAGCUGAAGGGAGACGUCAAGGAAACCUUUCAGUACACACUCUUCAGAUGGGCAGAAGAACUGGACGCACUCAGUCGAAUACCCGACUUGUUUGGAUGCUAUGAACAAGCUUUGGAACUGUUUCCUGAUGAUGAAGUAAUAUGUAACAGUAUGGGGGAGCAUCUCUUCAGAAUGGGCUUUAGAGAUGAAGCAGCUGGUUAUUUUCACAAAGCAGUGAAGCUAAAUCCCGACUUCGCCGACGCAAAGGAGAAUUUUUACCGUGUUGCAAACUGGCUUGUUGAACGCUGGCAUUUUAUCAUGCUUAAUGACAUCAAAAGAAAUAUGGCUUAUCAGGCAGCGAUCCAGAAGGUGGUGAGCUUGGGAUGCAAAACCGUUCUGGACAUCGGCACUGGAACUGGAAUACUGAGCAUGUUUGCCAAGAAGGCUGGUGCACCCUCUGUCUAUGCCUGCGAAUUGUCAAAGACCAUGUAUGAACUUGCUUGUGAUGUCGUAGCAGCCAACAACAUGGCAACGGAAAUAAAACUCCUCCAUAUGAAGUCCCUUGAUAUAGAGGUUCCAAAACACCUUCCUGAGAGGGUUUCCCUUGUUGUAACAGAAACUGUCGAUGCAGGUUUAUUUGGAGAAGGAAUUGUGGAGAGCUUGAUCCAUGCUUGGGAGAAUUUGCUUUUGAAGCCAAAGCCCAAAGGUCAAUUUGGUAAUUGUGAAGAAUAUGGACAAGUUAUACCAGCAGGAGCUGCUGUAUUUGGGAUGGCGGUAGAAUGUGCGGAGAUACGCAGGCAUCACAGGGUGGGUGUUCAAGAUGUUGCUGGCAUCCAUUUACCAGAAACUCUACAAUUCCGUAGUCCAGCCCAUUCUUCUGGGGAUUCUGAAGAAGCAAUUGAACCGUACACAACUGAGAAAAUGAGUAGAGUUCCUGGGGGUUACUUGCCCCUGACCAAAUCCUUUGAGGCACUGACAGUUGAUUUCAACAAUCUUCAGGAACUGAAAAGCCUGGUUAUUAAAAAGCCUGUUAAGAUUAAUGUGCCAGUCACCAGGGCAGGAGUCUUGGAUGCUAUUGUGAUCUGGUUUGUUCUCCAACUUGAUGAUGAACACAGUCUCUCCACAAGCCCUAGUGAAGAGACAUGUUGGGAACAAGCUGUUUACCCAGUGCAGGACCUUCCAGAUUAUUCUGUGAGACCUGGAGAUCAGGUGGUGAUGGAAGUGUCCUGCCAGGACUGUUACCUGAGAAUCCAGAAUAUUCAUAUCUUAAACUCUGAGAAGAUGAUGGAUGUUGAGAGGAGUUCCAGCGAGAGUGGAACUCUGCCUUUGGGCAAUGAGGCCGAACUCUGUAAUGCCUUGGCCAGCCUUCAAACCAGCAAAUCGGAUGCACUAGGACAGAAGUGUACUUUGGAGUCUACAGAAAUUGCUCUGCUCAACAACAGGCCGUAUCACGAAGCUUUCAAAGCAGCCAUGGACAAAGUAUUGUCAUCACUGACUCCAGACAGGUCGUCGCAGCCAAUGGACGUCGAAGGUCGCGGUGGAGAAGUGACCUCCGGAGGCGACCAGAAUCCCAAUUCUCCACGUGCCACCCCUGAACCUUUGUUUGUGCUAGACGUUUCCGAGGGCUUUUCCAUUCUGCCUUUAAUUGCAGGCAGAUUGGGGCUAGUGAAAGCUUACAGCUCAGUGGAGAAAGAACAACAUCGAGUGGCCCUUGACCUGAUUUCGGAAGCCAACCGCUUUCCUCGAGAAACGUUAGAGUUUUGGCUGAGCCACGUUGAAGAUGAGUGUGCGGUGUUACAGAGACCAAAAUCGGACAAGCUGUGGAGUAUUAUCAUCUUGGAUGUCAUUGAGACUUCCGGCCUCAUCCAACAGGAAGUGAUGGAAAAAGCAGCAAUAUCCAGAUGUUUGUUGCAGUCCGGAGGCAAGAUAUUUCCACAGCAUGUGCUGGUGAUGGGAAUGCUUGUGGAAUCCCAAACGCUGGUAGAAGAGAGUGCAGUUCAAGGGACAGAACCCACUCUUGGCUUGAAUAUAGCACCUUUCAUCAACCAGUUUCAGGUGCCUGUCCGGGUGUUUUUAGAUCUUUCUACUUUACCGUGUGUGCCUUUAAGCAAGCCAGUAGAACUGCUGAGGCUGGAUUUGAUGAAUCCGUAUUUGAACAGCUCCAACAGAGAAGUGAAGGUACAAAUCAGUAAGUCUGGACAAGUGACAGCUAUUCCAUUCUGGUAUCAUAUCUGUCUUGAUGAAGAGAUUAAACUGGAUACGUCAUGUGAGUCAUCCCACUGGAAACAAGCUGCAGUUGUUUUAGACAACCCCAUCCCCGUUCAAGUGGGAGAGGAACUUGAACUUAGCAUUCAACACCACAAAAGCAACGUCAGCAUCACGGUAAAGCAGUGAAGACAGCAGGGGACCAUCCAGAGCCGAAAUCCUAUAACCCCCUGAAUUAAUGGCAGGCAUUUGCAUGUAUGAGUUUUUAUAAAAUUCCUUGAGCGAAAAAA
Molecule: messenger RNA, 2579 nt
Organism: Ornithorhynchus anatinus (platypus)
Lineage: Eukaryota; Metazoa; Chordata; Mammalia; Monotremata; Ornithorhynchidae
Gene: PRMT9
Product: protein arginine methyltransferase 9
Exons: 12
Coding region: 256-2478 (740 amino acids)
Biological process (GO): peptidyl-arginine methylation
Molecular function (GO): protein-arginine omega-N monomethyltransferase activity
Source: RefSeq, a predicted model, not a curated record